AUGGAUGACUAUGGAGGUCGCCUAGAGCGGGAUUCCUAUGUGAACCUGGCAAGGGUUGGGAUCCUUGAAAAUAGAAAGCUCCGUCGCCCAUACUUUGAUGAGGAGCAGCAGAUUUUGGUCGCCCUUAGUGCUACCUGUCGUCGCCUGGACCUGACCUCUUGUAGGGUGACUAUUUAUCGGAGGGCGAAGACAGGAGCACCAGUGCACGACCAGCAAUGCCAUACAUCCAUAUGGGCAAGCCUCCAAGUGUCAUCCGAUUGCUAG
Molecule: messenger RNA, 264 nt
Organism: Penicillium vulpinum
Lineage: Eukaryota; Fungi; Ascomycota; Eurotiomycetes; Eurotiales; Aspergillaceae
Exons: 2
Coding region: 1-264 (87 amino acids)
Source: RefSeq, a predicted model, not a curated record